Penaeus vannamei (Pacific white shrimp) is the source of this 3533-nucleotide messenger RNA. It is a transcript of the gene tra2, whose product is annotated as transformer 2. NCBI's taxonomy places the organism in Eukaryota, Metazoa, Arthropoda, Malacostraca, Decapoda, Penaeidae. Gene Ontology annotation, cellular component: spliceosomal complex. Gene Ontology annotation, biological process: positive regulation of mRNA splicing, via spliceosome. The record is from RefSeq and is a predicted model, not a curated record. Gene Ontology annotation, molecular function: RNA binding.
UCAGGAGCUAGCUUGCAAGUCUUUUCGGCGUUGUUUGUACAUGGUGGGAAAAGGCGGCUUCAACGCGUGAGGUUCCCGAAUUUUUGCGAUAUUUUGGCUUUUUCUACUUAAAAAUGGAGAGUCCAGAGGGUGAACGGAACAGUCUCACACCUCGUUCGCGGUCGCGCUCAAGAUCACGUCUAGAGUCACCAGCUGCUUCACCUGCUCAUCGCCGCACAGCUACGUCGCAGUCAAGGUCUCCCCAGCCUCGCAGACGCUCAUUUUCCAGGUCACGAUCCCGAACCCCACGCAGGCAUCGCUCCCGGAGUGGCUCACCUCGAAAUGGUCAUGAUGGAAGUAGUCGCCGCUCUCGACGCAGCCGGUCGGUCCACUCAAGCUCCCCGAUGUCGAACCGGAGGCGGCACAUUGGCACUAGAGACAAUCCCGAGCCCUCCAAGUGCCUGGGGGUAUUCGGCCUGAGUGUGCAUACCACGGAAAGACAGCUGUACACCAUCUUUGACAAGUUUGGCCCUCUGGAGAAAGUACAAGUAGUCCUGGACUCGAAAACGGGGAAGUCGAGAGGCUUUGCGUUUGUGUACUUUGAGUCACUUAAGGAUGCCUCAGAAGCCAAAAAUGAGUGUUCCGGGAUGGAGAUUGAUGGCCGGAGGAUCAGAGUUGAUUAUUCCAUUACCAAGCGGCCACACACUCCAACUCCGGGAAUAUACAUGGGUAGACCCACAUCUCGCGGUGGCUACGACCGGGGCUACGGCCGAGGAGGCCACCGCGGAGACAGGUACCGUUCCCCGUCACCCCGUUACCGGCCUCGCUCCAGCGGUGGUCGCCGCGACUAUUACGAUCGUGGGUAUGACCGGGGGGACAGGAGCUACGACAGAGGCUACGACCGCUAUGACAGGCCUCAAUACCAUGACCGCUAUGAUAGAUACGACCGUGCUUACGAUAAGUACGAUCGCUACGAUAGGUCCAGAUCUCGCUCCUAUUCUCCACGAAGAUACAAGUAUUGAUGAUUGUACACCAGACAAAACUGCAAGAUUACUACAGAAAGGUUGUAGAUGCUCCAUACUUGACGGUGCUGUGCAGACGGCUGGCUCCAGAGAACAUUUCGACCGUUAUACAGUUACAAAUUCUCAGUCUCAUUUGUCAUGCUAGUUAUCAAAAUAUUUUAAGAUAAGCUGUAGAUAACGAGGUCUAAGAAAGUAAAACACUUUUUUUUUCUAUUUUUCUCUUUUUCUGUCUUUUCUUUUAGGUAAUGUACUCUCCUCCACCCAUCUCCCCUUAACCUUCUUCCUGAGUCAAGCACGCGUGUUGAAAUUUUUAUCAGUCAGUUAGUUGUCUGUAUGUGGUUCACUUGUAGCAUGGCUGAUGUUUUGUGUCCAAAAAGUGGUGAGGAUUCAGGAAUUUCUGUGCUAAUUGUGUGUGGACUGACUUCAGAAACAAACAAAUAAACAAACAAAUGGAAAUGGGGAGGGGGGGGGAUGAUUCGUGUAUGUAAAAGACAUUUUUGAAGUGUUUGAGGCAUAGCAGCAUCUGUGGAGUAUGGGUGUGUGGAUGACCUGGUGGUUCAAUGCAACUUUGGCGGAUAUCUUUUCUUUUCCUUUUCUCUCGCUCUCUCUCCACUUUUCACUAUUUCCAUGAAAAGAAAAAAAAAACAAACAUUGGAAGUGUGAGUGUAUUGAUUGAUAGUCGCACGGUGACCUUGCACAGAUAUUUUUUUAUUUUUAUUAUCAAUAUUAUUAUCAUAAUUAUUAUUUCUUUGUUUUUAUCACUUCCCUUACAAAGAAAAUUAGUGAUAAGAUAUAUGCAACUGAAUCUCCAACAAGUUGCAGUUACGAGAAGGAAAUCUCUGUGUGUAGCUUCAAAUUAUUGAUAUUUUACUCUGCUGUCACUCGAACACCUUCUCACCCUUUUUUUUUUUUUGUACUUUAAUAAAGAAUCCCCCUAAGCUUGAAAGGACUUCUUUGUUUUCCGUUUUAACUUCAUGAUGAUGGUUACUAGAAUUUUUGAGCGUUUUAUUCUGUUCUCUCUUCAUUCAGAAGGUAUAUUUUAAGUUCUCACUUAAGUUUCGUGUAUUUGCCACAUGAUGAGUAUGUGAUAUGUGUAUUUUUUUCUUACCUUUUUUCUGGGAUUUUUAUGUUCCAUUGAAAUAAAAACAAAGAUAUUGAUACUUUGUAGGGAGAAAGAAGAGGGAUGUAAAAAGCUUUCUUUACCUGUGUCAUUUUCAAAAGAAAAUUGCUGCGAUAUGUUUUGUGUUUCAAUAAACGCACUUGAAUAUCAUCAACUCGUUGGUAGAUUUUUGGCUCCAAUGUACAUGAUGUGAGAUAUGACUACAGUGUGAAAACCCUCUGUAACAAAGCUCAGGUCAUCAAGUUGUCUCCUCCUGGUCCUAGCACUUGCUUUGUUAAGUUAGGGUUUUGUCAAACAAUUAUGGUCAUGCAAAAAAAGAAAAAAAAAGAGAAAAGAAAAGAAAAAAGGAAGAGAGAGAAAGAUUCUGAGAGGCUUCCAAUGUCUCGUAACAAAGUGAAUGAGUUGAAAAGGAAGGUGUUAAGGGACUUAAAAGCACACAUCCUUUCUGCUCUAAUGGUAAAUGCAGACUUCCUCCUCCCUCUCCCUCCCUUCCUUUCUCUUUCUUUUGUCAUAACUGUCCAUGUCUCUUGUGUAGAGGAACCGAUGAUAAUCAGACUGCAGAAGUGGACAAAAGACCACCAAAAGAGGGCCUUUAACUACAAUUACAAAGGUCUAUCCAUUGGCGUGUCUCGGGUUCCUCAUGUGAGGAAGAAUCUGUUACCUUUAGUGGGGAACAAGGAGACACGACUGUCUACCCUGCACGCACGAUGGAGGUAGAGAGCCUCCUCACUUGGCCAAAUGUAUGCAGGUUGUCCUCGAAACAAAGAUGUUGCUUGCAUGGCUUCUUACGUACCUCGAAGUGUGUUGCAGGGUGGAGGAGGAAAUGGGGGUUCGUUCAAGGAACUCCUUAUAGUGGUUUAAAAGUUUAUAAAUAAGUGAAGAGAAAAAGCAAAUCCUUAUUCUCGACUAGUUGUGAGGGCAUUUCAUGAUAGAGGUAACUGUGCUCAUGUUGUACAGGUAAAAAAAUAUUUGCAGGAUAGAUUUUACAUUAUUUCAUUGUGAUUGUGACUUUUGAAUAAUAUGAAAUUUUCAGUGUUAAUGAUUGAUUGUAGAAUUGUGCAAGCUUCUUUUUUUAAAGAAUGUUAAUGGUUGGUAUUUUCUUUUUUUUACACACUUAAUGCCAUUGAGGAUUACAAGUAGGCAAAAUGUGUUGUAAGAUAAAAAUGAAAUAAAAUUACCUAGGUCAAAUGUAGAUGUUCAUGGUGACUACUUAAAAUAAAAAACAACCAAAAAAUAAAAAAGAUUUUUACUUGAGUGAUGGCAUAGAUCUCCAGCGGAAGUCAUGAUUUCUUUCAUGAUUUUAAAAAGAAAGACUUUCCAUUUUCUGUUUGCAUGUGUACAUUUUUGGUACUUUCUAGGCAGGAACAAAAUACUGUGAAAUUGAGAAAACAAUAAAGAAGUAUUCCGUGAAA